GGGACGGGCGGUUGUGGGAAUGGUCGAAAUCGUGUCACGUGACACAUGUGGCGUUUCGCAGUCCCUCUGCCGCUGUUUGACAUCCUGUUUUUUUGUGCCGCAGGCUACACUUAAUGCUUGGAGUCAACCAGGAACAAGACCGAGUCUGGUCCCUCACACACCCGCUGUUUCUGUCCUAAACUAACACCACGAUCCAUUAUGAAUAUAUUCCUGGAAACAAUCCAGGUCCUCCUGAUGUCAUUCUGGUACAAUGUGGAGUCCUUUAUCCAUCUCUUUGUGCCCCGGAAGAGAAAGAACAUAGCUGGUGAGGUGGUGCUGCUUACGGGCGCAGGUAGUGGUAUUGGUCGCCUCAUGGCUCAGGAGUUUGCGGCUCUUGGCACUGUGCUGGUUUUGUGGGAUAUUAACCAGGAUGGGAUGAAGGAAACUGCUAGACUGGCUAAACAGAGCGGUGCCAGCAGAGUUCACUACUACCUGUGUGACUGUAGUGACAGGAACGAAGUUUACAGAGUGGCUGACCAGGUGAAGCGAGAGGUGGGUGAUGUCAGCAUUCUGGUGAACAAUGCUGGCAUUGUGACAGGAAAGAAGUUCAUGGAUGCUCCAGAUUCCCUGAUUGAGAAGACAGUGGAGGUCAACACGAUGGCUCACUUCUGGACAUACAAGGCCUUCCUUCCUGCUAUGAUUGCCAACAAUCACGGACAUCUUGUCAGCAUUGCCAGUUCUGCUGGGCUCAUAGGAGUCAAUGGAUUGGCAGACUACUGUGCCAGUAAGUUUGCAGCAGUAGGUUUUGCAGAGUCUGUGGGUCUGGAGCUGCUGGCUACUGGGAAGGAUGGCAUCAAGACCACCAUUGUGUGUCCAUACUUCAUCAACACUGGGAUGUUUGAUGGAUGUCAAACUAAGUGGCCAAAGCUGCUGCCCAUCUUGAAUCCAGACUAUGUAGUGAAGAAGAUCAUCCAUGCUGUGCUCACAGACCAAGUGUACCUGCUGCUGCCCAAGACCAUGUACCUCAUCACUGCUCUCAAAAAUGUUCUUCAGUGGAAGCUCACCUUCCUCCUCAUCUCUUACCUGGGACUGUCAGUGGAAGCAGACUGUAGCACUCACCUCAGUCCGCACUAAAAAAUGCACCUACACAGUCAGAAAUCAAAACAAUACACCAACUAGAUAAAACUAGGUAAAGCACCUAUACUGUCUGGGCACUGCACUGGUGACAGUGUAUUUAGUGGUGAGAAAUGGGACAUCACACGGUAUCAUAGUCUUACUUAUUUUGUGGUUGUAAAAGGAUAAUUUUCCCUGACACCAUGCAAACCUUGUUUUGCGUAUUCUGGGCAGUUAUUUAUCACAUCUAAGGCCUAAUUUUACUUGUCUUGGCCAUCAUUCCUAUUAGUUAUGGUAGCAUUGUGCAUGGUAAGGUAAUUAGUGAGAUCUGGGGAACACAACAACGCUGUAGCCAUAAAACUGUUUGUGAAGAAGCCACAUUUAUCCACAGCACUUUAUAUAGCUGAAAGCACUUCAUAUGUAAGUACAACUGGAUAUGAGAGCUCCUAAAAUCUUUCUGCAGACAUUGAGGCUGUGCCUUAAAAUCCACUGCAGCAGGCUGUCGGCACAGUCCCAUCUGAGCUUUUGUGUAACAUUUUUCCUGAAAACAUAAUCAUGUCUCCCAAACAAAGAUGGAAACAAAGGUGUAACUUGCUUACCAUUACAUGACUAUGGCAGUCAAGUUAUAGCACUGACCAAAGUUGUGAAUGAGAGAAAUUAAUUAGAUUAUAAACCAGAGUGAUUGUUUUAAGACUUUUAAGACUAGUGGUUUUGGCCUGAGCACACUUUCAAAGGCAUCUUAUCACCAGGAUUAUUGCUCUUGGUUGAUACAUUGGGAUAAGACUCUGUAGCAGAGAGAUGACCAAACCUAUUUGUUAUAUAACCAAGUCCAUACUGAUUUUUGUACAUUUGUGACUGAAAGAAACAUGAGUGGUAUGUUAUUCUUUGUUUGUACUCAGGCAGAUUGUUUUACAAUGGAAUGAUGAUGAUUUUCUUGAGGAAAUUAAAUCUCACAUGUUCAGAGUGAAUAUCUUCCAGUGUCUUAAUAUUCAAGCACUAAAAUAACAACUUAAUUAUUGUGUGAAUCAGUUGUGUCUGCCAAUGCAAAUAUAGAAAAGUGUUUUAGAAAGAUUAUGUAUUUUGUCAUUCAUUGGAUUAAUGUAAGUUUUAUGAUUAAAAAUCAAUUUAAACUGAUCUCAUCAGCACAGGAGUGAGGCUGAAGCGGUAUCCCAGUUUAACAAAAUACAAAAUCUGGUUAUCGCAUCAUGUACAGUCGCUUAUUACUGCUAUCGAAAAAUAAAAAACUGAGUC
This is a messenger RNA of Paralichthys olivaceus (Japanese flounder), 2343 nucleotides long. It is a transcript of the gene sdr16c5a, whose product is annotated as short chain dehydrogenase/reductase family 16C, member 5a. Gene Ontology annotation, molecular function: oxidoreductase activity, acting on the CH-OH group of donors, NAD or NADP as acceptor. The record is from RefSeq and is a predicted model, not a curated record. NCBI's taxonomy places the organism in Eukaryota, Metazoa, Chordata, Actinopteri, Pleuronectiformes, Paralichthyidae. Gene Ontology annotation, cellular component: lipid droplet.